GAGGCCGCUGCCCACCGCCCCCUUGGCGCCCCAUAACAUCCGCUCAGCUCAACCCGGAGAACGAGCGCGCGGGGCAACCGGCUAACUCCACCAAUGCCGCCGCUGCUCACCCUCUCCUCCUCGCCGGCGCUGCCGCCCCCGGCGCCGCGGAGGGCCCGGUUCAGGGUCGCGGCCUCCGCCGACGUCGGCGCCACCGCCCCCGCCGCCGGCAACGACUUCCCGUCGUUCCUGCCCAGGGCGGUCGAGCGCAUCCGCGACGGCGCCGCCCUCCGCCUCGCCAAGCGAAUCGAGCGCGUGCCCGUCCAGACCGGCUUCUCCAAGAGCCCGAUACCGAGCAGCUGCGUGAGGCCACUCAAGCAGCAGCAGAGCGCCGAUCCGGUCGUGCUGCUCCACGGCUUCGACAGUUCUUGUUUAGAGUGGAGGUACACCUACCCUUUGCUGGAGGAUGCUGGGCUGGAGACUUGGGCUGUGGACAUUCUUGGAUGGGGCUUCUCUAAUUUAGAAACAAGGCCACCGUGUGAUAUUGUGUCUAAGCGCGAGCAUCUUUAUCAGUUCUGGAGGUCCUACAUCAAAAGGCCUAUGGUACUGGUUGGGCCUAGCCUGGGUGCUGCUGUUGCCAUUGAUUUCGCAGUCAACUAUCCGGAAGCGGUAUCAAAAUUAAUCUUCAUCGGUGCAAGUGUAUAUGCUGAGGGCACAAAAGAUAUGACCAGAAUGCCUAAAUUUGUUCCAUAUGCUGGGGUUUUUGUACUAAAGAGUCUUCCUCUACGACUAUUCGCUACACGCUUGGCAUUUUAUAAAAUUCCAGAUGGAUUCUUUGAUUGGGUGCAGAUUGGCCGUCUACACUGCUUGCUUCCUUGGUGGGAAGAUGCUACGGUUAAUUUUAUGAUUACUGGAGGUUAUAAUGUCAUAAACCAAAUAAAGCAGGUAAAGCAAAAAUGCCUGGUCUUAUGGGGAGAGGAUGAUGGAAUUAUUAGCAAUAAGCAAGCAUAUCGGUUACAGCAGGAACUCCCCAGCGCGAUUUUAAGGCAGGUAGGGCAGUGCGGCCACAUUCCCCAUGUUGAGAAGCCGAGGGAGGCGGCAAAGCAUGUGCUCGACUUCCUCGGGGGCGAUGGCGUGGACAAGGCGGACCAGGCUUCUUCCCUGUCAUCAACAUGAGGACCCGGUGAACAGAGGAGCAGAUCCCUCAGGCUAGCGUGCACGAGGUAACAUUGUACAUGGCGCACUUGUGCUGUUUACGCUCGCCCCAGCGACAUCCUGCCUGCGUUCUCGACCGGCUCGGAGCAACCGAGUUGAUCAACGUACGUACAGGCCCCAAGAUUAGAGGCAGAAAAAGGUUGCACUAGACUAGAGAACUUGGAACAGCUAGCAGAGGCACAAACGUGUCUCUGUCUCUACUCCUCCGUCAGCUCCACUUCUUUAGGUUGCUGGUUUAGAUUAGCACUAGAAAACUGUACGUAUCGGUUGUUACAGUACAGUCACGGUGGUCUCGAUCGAGCAUGCCCGUCUUGUUGUUGUAUCGACACAUAUAGUAUGUCUGUCUGCAUAUGUAUGUUCGGGCUGGCGUGCCGCAGAUGCAGCUGCGGCCGCCCACGUGCGAACUUGAGACAUUUCUACUAAUAACACUCUCCACUGGCUAACCGGUGACACC
This is a messenger RNA of Triticum aestivum (bread wheat), 1648 nucleotides long. RefSeq lists its product as uncharacterized. NCBI's taxonomy places the organism in Eukaryota, Viridiplantae, Streptophyta, Magnoliopsida, Poales, Poaceae. The record is from RefSeq and is a predicted model, not a curated record. Bases 94 to 1155 code for a protein of 353 amino acids. The transcript has 11 exons. Gene Ontology annotation, molecular function: catalytic activity.